Messenger RNA from Ustilago hordei, 408 nucleotides. RefSeq lists its product as uncharacterized. The record is from RefSeq and is a predicted model, not a curated record. Lineage: Eukaryota; Fungi; Basidiomycota; Ustilaginomycetes; Ustilaginales; Ustilaginaceae. The transcript is spliced from 2 exons. Bases 1 to 408 code for a protein of 135 amino acids.
AUGUGUAACAGUUCCGAAGAUAGAACUCUCGGGCUAAAAAAACAAGGCACUGCCAGACACAUGGGAAAAUACCGACAUAGUCAAUACACGGCUCAAAAGACAAGGUAUGGAGUCGCGUUUGGUACGACAUUCUUCGGAAUCGGCCGAGACGCAGGCAUCAAUACAGAUCACGAAAGCGAACACGUCGCAAAGACAAGCUCGCUUACGACCAGCACGGCAAACUGCCCAGCCAGCAAGCCUGAACUCCGAUCGCUACCUGCCUCCUUUGCAGCAACUGCAUGGGCUGCCAAGUCAGCAGCUGCACCAUGCUCAAGAUCACCAGGAUCAGAUAGCGGUCCCUACCGAAGCCCAGCCGUCAACAGAUCACACAUUCUCAUCGACAACCUCGUUCCAUCUUUGGGACAGUGA